This is a messenger RNA of Budorcas taxicolor (takin), 1242 nucleotides long. RefSeq names its product multivesicular body subunit 12A (gene MVB12A). The coding region runs from base 80 to 901 and encodes 273 amino acids. The record is from RefSeq and is a predicted model, not a curated record. The transcript has 9 exons. Gene Ontology annotation, cellular component: cytosol; ESCRT I complex. Gene Ontology annotation, biological process: endosome to lysosome transport via multivesicular body sorting pathway; viral budding; regulation of epidermal growth factor receptor signaling pathway. Lineage: Eukaryota; Metazoa; Chordata; Mammalia; Artiodactyla; Bovidae.
GAUUCCUGUCGAACUCCGUAGUCCAGCUGCGGCUGGAAGGUCCGAGGCUGUCUGCCGCCUUCGGUGCCUGUUUUGGAGGAUGGAUCCGGGGCCCGGGGCCAACGGGAUGCCGUUGGCUGGCUUAGCCUGGUCGCCGGCCUCGGCGCCCCCGCCGCGGGGAUUCAGUGCGAUCUCCUGCACUGUGGAGGGGGCGCCCGCCAGCUUCGGCAAGACUUUCGCGCAGAAAUCUGGCUACUUCCUGUGCCUCAAUCCUUUGGGCAGCCUAGAGAAUCCACAGGAGAACGUGGUGGUCGACAUCCAGAUCCUAGUGGACAAGAGCCCCCUCCCGCCGGGAUUCUCACCAGUCUGCGACCCCCUGGACUCGAAGGCCUCCGUGUCCAAGAAGAAACGCAUGUGUGUGAAGCUGGUGCCCUUGGGGGCCGCGGACACAGCUGUCUUUGACAUCCGGCUCAGUGGGAAAACCAAGACAGUCCCUGGAUACCUGCGAGUAGGGGACAUGGGGGGCUUUGCCAUCUGGUGCAGGAAGGCCAAGGCCCCUCGGCCAGUGCCCAAGCCCCGGGCUCUUAGCCGAGACGUGAGGGACCUCUCCCUGGACUCGCCGGGCCAGCCGAGCAAAGGUGGCUUCCCGGAGCCGACACUAUCCAGACUGGGCUCCCGGGCUUCUACCCUGCGGAGGAGCGACUCCAUCUAUGAGGCCUCCAACCUCUAUGGCAUCUCAGCCAUGGAUGGGGUUCCCUUCACGCUGCACCCCCGAUUCGAGGGCAAGAGCUGUGGUCCCCUGGCCUUCUCUGCCUUUGCUGAUCUGACCAUCAAAUCGCUGGCCGACAUUGAGGCGGAGUACAACUACGGCUUCGUGGUGGAGAAGACGGCAGCUGCCCGCCUGCCUCCAAGCGUCUCUUAGCCCUUCAGCGGUCCCAGGGAGGAGCCGCCACAUCUGACACUGCCCGCCACCCACCCCUACCCGCGCUGACUGGCAGCUGCCCAGCCCAUUCCGCCUUGGGACCCUUAGCAGCGCAAGGCAUGCUGGACCCCCGGCCACCUGGAGGAGCUGCAGCCUGGAGGAGGGAGCGUGACUGGUCCGCUCGGUGAUGGGUUCUCUUAUCCCCCGGCCCUAAUGAAUAGGGGUGGGGGCUGGACAGAAACCAGUGCCUUCAAGUCAUUUGUGUCAAAACUCUCUGGUGCCUGGAGGCCAUGCGGGUGUCCUCCUGGUAAUAAACACCACGCUGUCCAGAGGCUAUCUAU